AUGGAUGAAAGGGGAUACAAACAUAGAAGAACUGAUGAGGAAAUACUUUCUGAUUCCAAUUUUGUUCCAUCCGAAUAUAUCAGAGAAAGACUUAAGGAUUCCAAAUUAGGAUGUGAAAGUCGAGAUCUCAAGAACUUGCGUUCAGAAAUGAAUGCUAUCAGUACUGCAACGCAAGACGUUCUGAAAAAUAGUGUUUUUGAGAACUAUCAGCAGUUCAUUGAUACUUCUAAAGAGAUUUCACACUUGGAAAGAGAAGUCUAUCAACUUUCAUCCUUACUUAUGGAUCAGAAACAACUUAUUGAGAACUUGAUUCAGAUGAAUAGUGAUGAUAAAACAUCUUUGCAUACAGUUUCUAGUCAAUCAGCAGUAGGAGGAAACAACCCCAUACAACUGCUCAUGCAACGAAUGGAUGGAAUAGCGGGUAUUUUGAAUAACCUCCGAUCUUGCGAUCGUGUCAUCUUGCAUGGUGAGAUGACUCUACUGGACGCUGAAACGAUGCAACCUCUUCAUAAAUCGAUGCUUAUAUUACUAACCGAUCGCCUUCUGAUUGGAAAUAUGGUCACCUCUGGGAAAUAUAAUUUGGAGUCAACAUUUUCUCUCAACAGUCUAGCAGCAGUUAAUGUUAAAGAUAGGGAGAAUCGCAUUUCCCGUGUUGACCAAAUACUGAAGCUACUCAUCUUUCCAGAACAGAGAUAUUAUCUUUGUGAAAGCGCUCGUGUCAAAAAGCUAUGGCUGGAUGAGCUCGAAAGAGCAAAAAGAGAAUUGUUGCACGAAGGAAGCUUGGCACGACAAGCUACCAUCAGAGGACGAAGAAAAACUGUGCAGGAGCGCAAGAAAGCUAGUCUCUCUCCUGUUCUGGAUGAGAAAACAGAGGAUCUGGAUGAUAUUCACGACGAAGACGAGUUGGCUUGGCUGGAAGAGUUACCCGCUGAACUCGAUGACUGUAUUGCUCAUAGAGAUUUGGAACAUGCAGUGGAACUUCUUCUUGAAUGGAAACAGUGUAAAACGAAGAAUCCUGCUGUGGAUGUUCAGCUGAACUCUCGAAAGAAGCAGGUCAUACAACUUCUUAGUGAUGACGUUAGACGACCUGGUGCAGUUCAUGGAGGCCCAAGAGCGAUGAAAAAAGCACGUACCUUAUUGACACAAUUAGGAAGAGGUACAUAUGCUCUUGAUUUAUAUCUGAAGAGAAGAAGCGCACUUCAAAGAAAUGCUUGUCGUGAAAUUGCUGUUUCCGAAGAGCCGCUCUCAUAUGUAAAGCAGCUAUGUCUUCUAUAUUCAUCAGCUGUAGACGAUGUGAUAAAAGAGUUUGACGAGCAUAGAGAAACAUAUUCAUUGGUGCUCCAAUGGUGUUCUGGAGAGCUCAUGGUGUUACUCUCUCUUGCCCGCAGACACGUCGUCGAAGUUGCUCCAACUAUCGCCGUUCUGAGCCAUACUUGGAGAAUUUUGAUGAAUACUAUGGAAGACAUAGCGUCUAAGGGAGUUGAGUUGACCUUUGAAGUAUACAGACUUCUCGGGCCAGCUAUGGAACAAGCUUUAGAGUCCAACUUCUUAAAUACUAUCCAAGGAAUUCGUUCUCGAAUGAAUGAAGAAAGGUGGAGACCCCUGAUAGUUGAGUCGGACUCUGCACUCAAUCGCCUUGUUGAAGAAUUGAGUGACGUGCAGUUGAAUGUUGACUGGACUGUUGCCUCUGAAGGAAAACCAGCACUGAACGUGUCAGCCCAUGCUAUUCAUUUCAGCAGAGUUGUAACUUCGCUUGCCAGAGACUUCCUGCCAUUCCUUGAAUCCCCACUUUUCCCACUUUGCGAACGUUUAAUGAAGGAAAUUUGGUUAGAAUAUUUACAACAUCUCUCUUCUGGAAUGAGUGAUAGUACUGUUUACGCGUACUCCACUACAUUUAUACUCACCCAAGUUUUAUCCCUCUGUGAAAAUACAUUAUGGGGAGAUGGGAGUGACGAUUUGUCCUCUAUUCUACCCGAACGCUUCCCUAAACUUGUACCCUAUGCCAAAGAUAGUGACGAAGAAGCUUUGGACGAAGAAGAAGUCGCCCAUGUUUAA
This is a messenger RNA of Auanema sp. JU1783, 2055 nucleotides long. The record is from the annotation of a GenBank genome assembly. Lineage: Eukaryota; Metazoa; Nematoda; Chromadorea; Rhabditida; Rhabditidae.